Messenger RNA from Aspergillus chevalieri, 528 nucleotides. RefSeq lists its product as uncharacterized. The transcript has 2 exons. The record is from RefSeq and is a predicted model, not a curated record. Lineage: Eukaryota; Fungi; Ascomycota; Eurotiomycetes; Eurotiales; Aspergillaceae. Bases 1 to 528 code for a protein of 175 amino acids.
AUGCCUGGUGGUACGGUGUAUAAUGUAAGUUCUGGCUAUCAGCCUGAAGAAGGCACUUAUGCUAACGGACAAUCCAUUCCAGACCUGUUUACAGCGGGCAUUAUCUUCACACUUGCUGAUGGGAAUGGAACUAUUUCUAAUAGGACCGGCAGUGAGGAUGAGAGACCAAAUAUCUGGGAACCAUACUUGGGUUCGCUGUUCAAACUGGCCCAGGACGUUCGUCCAUCAGCGAAGAACUUUGCUACCGGAUUGACGGAAUUCAGAGAGCGCUAUGCGUCAUUGGAACACUCCCAGGAUGCUCAGUUCAGUGGCCGACCGUCUAAUCACACAAUGUGGAAACGAAGUCGGCAAUUCACUGACCUUCGAGACUCUAGCCGAGCUAACUCGACACCUGCAAGUUAUGGGGGACUACGCAAUGCAUUGAGCCCAUUAGUCUCGAACUGGGGCAGUGCGCUCGAGCAUAUCAUGCUUCCGGCGAGGUUACUGCACAAGGUGGAUGAGGAGAUUUUGGUGCCAAAUCUAUUUUGA